Molecule: messenger RNA, 2032 nt
Organism: Micropterus dolomieu (smallmouth bass)
Lineage: Eukaryota; Metazoa; Chordata; Actinopteri; Centrarchiformes; Centrarchidae
Product: cadherin-9-like
Exons: 10
Coding region: 129-1919 (596 amino acids)
Biological process (GO): cell-cell junction assembly; calcium-dependent cell-cell adhesion; cell morphogenesis
Cellular component (GO): adherens junction; plasma membrane; catenin complex
Molecular function (GO): calcium ion binding; cadherin binding
Source: RefSeq, a predicted model, not a curated record
CUCUUUUUCCCGGUCAGUAAAAACCUGAGAGACUACGCCUGAUGGACUCAUCUCCCAAGUCAAGGUGAUUCAGCUGGGAAGAAAAAACAUUUGUAACCUGUACAACCUACACCUCCUCCUCCAGAAAAAUGAGGACUAUCUUACUGGGCGUUGUGUGGCUCUUUCUUGGCCUGUCUCUGGUUGCUUUAUCUCUGAAUGGACGGAGGACAGAAGCAGGAGAUGGGGAGGGAAUGGAAGCAGUGACCAGAGAUGAGAAGCUGCUCAAACGAGUGAGACGAGGCUGGAUGUGGAACCAGUUUUUCCUGCAGGAGGAGUACACAGGCAGUGAGCGCCAGUACAUUGGCAAGCUCCAGUCGGACCAGGACCACGGCAAUGGCUUAGUAAAGUAUGUUCUGUCCGGUGAGGGGGCCGGCACCAUCUUUGUCAUAGAUGAGAAUAAUGGCGACCUGCACGCCACUCGCCGCCUGGAUCGUGAGGAGAAGGCUUUUUAUAUCCUCAGAGCCACCGUGGUCAACAAACGGACAGGUCAAAAGCUGGAGCCAGAGACUGAGUUCACUGUCAAACUCCAUGAUAUCAAUGAUAACGAGCCUCAUUUCAGCAAAGAAGUGUACACCGGGAGUGUACCUGAGAGGUCUGACAUUGGUACGUCAGUCAUCCAGUUGACAGCUACAGAUGCUGAUGACAGUAUGUAUGGGAACAGUGCCAAACUGGUCUACAGCAUCAGCCAGGGACACCCUUAUUUCUCUGUGGACCCAAACACAGGUGUGAUCCGGACAGCCUUGGGUCCUGGUGAUAUGGACCGCGAGCAGAGGGAGCACUACCAGGUGGUAAUCGAAGCUAAAGAUAUGGCUGGACAAAGAGGAGGGCUCACUGGAACCACUGUGGUCAAUAUCACCCUCACUGAUGUCAAUGACAACCCUCCCCGCUUCAUUCAGAGUAAGACAACGCUUCUGAAGCAGACUGCAUUUAAGUACUCUAUCGACCGUCGGACUGACAUGGACCGCCUGUUCAAUGUGCAUCCAGGGAAUGGAUCUGUGUUUCUGCUCAAAAGCCUGGACAGAGAGGAGUCUGCCUGGCAUAAUAUUUCAAUCAUAGCUACUGAGUUCAAUAAUCCCCGUCAGAGCAGCCAUGUUCCGGUCUACAUCCACCUGCUGGACAUCAACGACAACGCUCCCACCUUUGCCACUGUGUAUGAAACCUUUGUCUGUGAGAAGACUAAGGCUGGUCAGUGUUACAGGUACUCUAUCGACCGUCGGACUGACAUGGACCGCCUGUUCAAUGUGCAUCCAGGGAAUGGAUCUGUGUUUCUGCUCAAAAGCCUGGACAGAGAGGAGUCUGCCUGGCAUAAUAUUUCAAUCAUAGCUACUGAGUUCAAUAAUCCCCGUCAGAGCAGCCAUGUUCCGGUCUACAUCCACCUGCUGGACAUCAACGACAACGCUCCCACCUUUGCCACUGUGUAUGAAACCUUUGUCUGUGAGAAGACUAAGGCUGGUCAGCGGAUCCAGACAGUGAGUGCAGUCGAUGCUGAUGAGCCGUCAACAGGACACAAGUUUUUCUUUAGCCUGGCUCCUGAGGGGACCCACCGCAGCAACUUCACAGUCCGAGACAAUGGAGAUAACACCGCUGGCAUCCUGACACGUCGAUCUAGCUACAGCCGUCUUCACCAGAGCAUCUACCUGGUUCCCGUGGUGAUCACCGAUGGAGACUACCCCAUGCAGAGCAGCACAGGCACCCUCACUGUGAGGGUGUGCACCUGUGACCGUGAAGGCAACAUGGAACUGUGUAAUGCAGAGGCUCUGAGCAGCUCUCCUGGUCUCAGCACCGGAGCUCUCAUUGCCAUCCUCUUGUGUGCCAUCAUACUGCUGAGUAAGUAUGGGAAAAUGCACAGUCUUUGUUUGUGUGUAUCACAGACCAAAUAAAAUGAUUGUCUGGGCUUAUUACAGUCCUUAUUACAGCCAUACAUACCAUUUUAGACUUUGGACUAUUGUUUGACAGUUCAGAGUAUACUAUUAAUGAAUAAGUAGGAAAAAUA